CCAUUAAAGUUUACCCAUAAAAAAAAAAAAUUCAAAAUCAUGCUGGCUCAUGUAUACCAACAACCAAAACCAUUUGAAAAAUUUACCUACGACAGUCUGGUCAGAAAGAAAUCUUCAUUGGAAAGUGAAUAUAUACUAUUGGACAAUACGCAGUAUAAAGAAAUCUGGUUAGUUAUGGAUCUAUAUAGUCAAAUUGAACCGCCACUUUUGUCCCCCCAUAUACUGAGAAAAAAUGAAGCUAGAAAUGUAAAAUUCAUAACAGACACUAUGCAACAGGUGGAAGCAGAUAACAGUUAUUAUAAAUAUAACUUAAAUAACUGUCACAUACGAAAAACCAGUAAUGCUCGUAAACUUAAGGCAAUCAAGGAAAAACUAUAUGAUUUUACUGUAUGGCAGCAAUCGGAAAGAUCUUUAACACCUAGUGAUAAGGAACGCAUUGAAAAUAUCUUAGAUAUUGAUUACUUUCAAGCACAGCAUGAUAAAAAGGUUUACAUUGGCUUCACUCCUUACGUCCACAAUGAAUCAAACAAUUGCAUGGAAAAACUAGCUGACACAAUAUUUUCUCAGGCCAUUUACGAUUGUAGUGAGUUUGCAACAGUAACACCUUGUUUUGCCACGAUUUCUGGUGGUUCUGAACAUAUUAUAAAGAUGAACGAUAUUUACGGUAUUACCCAACCAAAUACAGUAAGCAUUAUGAUGACAGAUGCCGAUAAUAGCUGGCAAGCUACAUGUUUAGGUCAGUUGGCAAACGAUGGCAUUCACUUUACUGCACCACCCUAUAUCGGCAAUCAGAAUUUAAGUGAUGGAAAUCUUCUGAUAAAUAUGCAGGUAUUGGAUAGAAUAGCAGGUCUACCAACCGGUGACAUUAAAUUUGUCUAUGUUUAA
Messenger RNA from Calliphora vicina (urban bluebottle blowfly), 885 nucleotides. RefSeq lists its product as uncharacterized. The transcript has 2 exons. The coding region runs from base 40 to 885 and encodes 281 amino acids. NCBI's taxonomy places the organism in Eukaryota, Metazoa, Arthropoda, Insecta, Diptera, Calliphoridae. The record is from RefSeq and is a predicted model, not a curated record.